CCUAGCAUUAGCCAUUAGCCAUCGCGGCUGAAAGCUGAUCAGGACCUUUUCUCCUUCAAAAUUUCUUUGUUUUUGUCACCGUCGCGUUUUUGUGAGAAGGCUGUGAGAUGGUUUUGUUAAAAAGCAAUAACAAUGAGGAACAGGAGUUAAUCCUAAACGAGCCAUGCUGCUCAUCUCUACCCAGCUCUCCUGCAAAACGUGUUUCUCCAGCCAAAAAGAAGCAGUUUUUUAUAAACCAGGCCAUUCGUAACUCUGACCUCACUCCAAGAGCCAAGGGCAAGAAGAGUCUGAGACGACAGGAAAACACUCGUUUUCUGGACAAUCUUUUGGAACGGGACGAGUGCUCUAAAGAGGACGUUGAAGGACACGAAACAGCCUUGCCCACCAUCUUCACUGAAGCCUGCACCAAUGGAAACUAUGUGGAGUACUGGAGUGAUUUUAUGAAUCGUUCUGGGGAGGAGCAAGAGCGACUAUUGGCUCUGCUGGAGGAGGAGGCCCAGAGGAGCCGCUCCGACAAGAACCAUAAAGACCAAAGAGAAGUAAAUCCUGCCUUCAGUGCUCAGGAAUGCUUUCAGAGAAUUGAUCGGCGGCUCCGUGCGACGCUGAGACGCAGACAGAUCCCCAUGGGAGUGUUGGAGGGUCUGGAGUCUGAUCUGCUGGGAUUCUUCGUGGCACAUCCACACUCAAUUUACAUAACCAAACUCAGCAACAGCUAUGAGCGACUGCUGCUUCAUGCUAUCUGCCAGUACAUGGAUCUCACCUCUGCUAGCUCUGACUGUAAUGGUGCUCGACAGACUGAGGUGGUCAACAAACAGGAAGCGUUCCUCCCUCCACAGCCUCUGCUCUCCGCCUACCUGGAGCAGUUGAGCUGAACCGCUGUAAACCAGUACCACUGAUGCUCAUCCAGCCACAACCGGCACCACUGCCCUUGAAAAAUAAUGCUUGACCUUGGCCUGGCCAGUAUAAACUGUGUACAUGACAAUAUGUCAUUGGACCUGGCCUGCAGCCCUUGGCCUUUAGGAGAGAUUGUGCUAACUAGAUUAUCGUACUCGGUGUCACUAUCACUUUGAUUCAGUUUUUAAAUGCAGUUUGGAUGUAUUAGUAGAUGUUACUGUUACUACAGCUGUCUUUAUAAAUGAUUCUUUUUUUUUCCAUGUUGCAGACAGAAUGUUACGUUUACUGUCACGGCAUCCUUGUAUAAUAAUAGAAGCGUAAUUGUAUGACUUCAAGAAGAGGCAGAAAGUUAUUGUUUUUGAUGUUCAUCUUCACUUGAAAAUGAAUUGAAGCGGUUUUAGGAAUUCACGUCCAUCUCUGAUGUUUGCAAAGGCCGCAUAGAGUCGCUUUCAAAAACUCAGGCUCCUACAAAAGGAUAACACCGUAUAAAUCAGCACAUGCUUCACCAAUAAUAUGACGGUUAUGUAGUUAUUGUACAUUCAUACCUGUGUGCACAACUUUUUACAAUUCACAUACAUUUGAUUUGUGAAGACUGCUAAUUUACUUCAGCCAAUCCUGCCUGACAACUGAAGAGUGUUAAGUAGACCUUUUAUAAGCAACACUCUAACUUGAAUUUAAGUAGAAAGCAGUGUCUUGUUUGUUAAUCUGUCAUAAUUAGGUCUCACGUCAUUUUUUUCCAUUAAGGAUCUGCCAACAUGCACUUGCUACUAUGCCUUACACGUAUACGCCAUAUUUGUCAGUUUAGCAUUUUUGUAUUUAUAUCUUGAGCCUUUACAUCAAGGUUAUAUAUGGUUUACAAAAUCUUUUAAUGUUUUGUACCAUCAAGAGUCCUGAGACACUUGAGCAUUUAUUGCAUUGGUGUUUAUAACCAAAGUGUGUGUAUGUGCUGAUUCUCAGGCAUCAUCUGUUGUGAAUGUGGACUUUAAACAAUUUCAUUACUCAUAAAAUCACCUGAAAACCAGGUUUGUUUAAAUCUUUCGAGAGUGUUUUUGAAAUAUUUAUAAUUGUGUUAAAAUAUUUGAGUUAAAUGCUAUUUAUACCAUUAUGGCAGAAUAUGAAUGCAUACAAUAGAGCGCUUAAUUGUGUUUAGUUUUGGUCUGUGGUGAGUAUCUGUAUUUAAGACAAUUAAAAUACCAAAUUUUUAA
This is a messenger RNA of Puntigrus tetrazona (Sumatra barb), 2099 nucleotides long. It is a transcript of the gene r3hdm4, whose product is annotated as R3H domain containing 4. The record is from RefSeq and is a predicted model, not a curated record. Bases 108 to 872 code for a protein of 254 amino acids. Gene Ontology annotation, molecular function: nucleic acid binding. The transcript has 8 exons. NCBI's taxonomy places the organism in Eukaryota, Metazoa, Chordata, Actinopteri, Cypriniformes, Cyprinidae.